Paecilomyces variotii is the source of this 888-nucleotide messenger RNA. RefSeq names its product GPI-GlcNAc transferase complex, PIG-H component-domain-containing protein. The record is from RefSeq and is a predicted model, not a curated record. Gene Ontology annotation, cellular component: glycosylphosphatidylinositol-N-acetylglucosaminyltransferase (GPI-GnT) complex. Lineage: Eukaryota; Fungi; Ascomycota; Eurotiomycetes; Eurotiales; Thermoascaceae. The transcript is spliced from 3 exons. Gene Ontology annotation, biological process: GPI anchor biosynthetic process. The coding region runs from base 169 to 798 and encodes 209 amino acids.
ACCAGCGCUUAGCUUCCGGAGCUUCUAGGCCCAUGCCCGUGCACAUUGGAACUUUAGGGGAGCUUAAGUGCGCGAUGCAAGACCCUCUCCUUGUGAGGAGGUAGCAACAGACGCAGCGUUGAAUUCCUGUGUCUCACUAUAUACUUGGCCCUUCCGUCGUUCUCCUCAAUGGGUGUACAUCUUACAGUACGUCGUCCUUCGACGACCACUGUCUCGUUUACGGUCUCCAAUGCUUCUCCGCGCAGCACCCUCCCCGCGAAGCUCGCAUUUUACCUUCAAGUCUUAAUUCGUGGUUUACUCUUUAUAUCCACCUUAUUAAUCGAUACGGCGGCGUUGCGAUCCAUAUUCUUUUAUGAUAAUGGACCCAUUAUUCCUUGGAAGGUUAUCUGGUCAAGCCCAAUUGGGUCAUUGUUAUGUCGGACAGCAGACGCUUACAGCUGGAGGGUAAUUGCGAUCGCAAGCGCAUUGGUCAUAUACGGCGUAUUCAGGAAAGGAUACACAGAAGAAUCGCUGCUUGUUAUCCGUGGACUCGGGAUCCAAACGUCCACGUCUUCAGCCUCAUACUGCUCGACCUCCGCGACUAGAUUCAUUCCAACAACGCAGAUCCAAGAUAUUGUCAUUCAUGAGGCUUUCAAGGGAUUUGAGGUCCGCUUCUACCUUGCCAUUAUUGUGGAGGGAGAACCAGACGUCGUCGUCGUGUUUCCGAAUCUGCUACCUAAAAGGUUGAUCCUUGAGGAAGUAUGGCGGGGAACACGUCAGUGUCUGUACGAGUCAAAGUCGGCAUCUGUCUACGGUUGAAACGAUAAAUUUCUACUGCGGCGAUCUAUAGCGCACUUGAGAUGGGCCGUGAACCCAUUGGUGAUAUGAAUGGUUAUUCUCUAGGUAAGU